CCGAUGGGUAUCUGCAACGCCCCCGCGACCUUUCAACAAGCCAUGAAUAUGGCUUUUCAGAAUUUUGGACGGAAGACUCGUUUGGCGCAGAGCAUCAUCAACUACUGUGUGAUUGUGUACAUGGAUGACAUUCUGGUGGACUCGAGUUCCUACGAGGGACACAUGCAACACAUCGAGUGGGCUCUGCAUGCGUUACGAGAUGCGGGUUUCAAGGUGACGCUUGAGAAGUGUCAGUUUUUUCUUACCACCAUUUCCUUCUUAGGACACGUGGUAACAGACAAGGGACUCCAACCGGAGCCACAAAAGGUGGCAGCUGUCAGAGAUGCGCCGAUGGCUACGACUAUCACGCAAGUUCGCGCCUUCUUGGGCCUGGCCUCGUACUACCGAAGAUUUAUCAAAGGCUUCGCGGCAAUCGCGGGACCCCUCACGAAUCUGCUGCGCAAAGAUCAGCCGUUGAUCUGGACGCCGGAGUGUGAUCAAGCGUUUUCGAAACUCAAGGCCGCUCUCAUUUCGGCUCCGGUCCUUAUAAGACCGGAUCCCGAAAAACCUUUUGUUCUCAUCAUUGACGGGCAGCCAGAGGCGAUCUCGGCGAUCCUUGCCCAGGUGGAACCAAGUGGACUCGAGAGCGUGGUGGAGUAUGCGUCCAAAUCGGUGCCCGCCUGCAAGUGCAACUACGCCGCUCCGACGGGAGAAUGCUAUGCGGCUCUUUGGGGAAUCAGUCACUUUCGCGCUUACCUGUACGGGUGGAAGUUCACCUUGGUAACCGAUCAUGAGCCCCUGUUGGCUCUGAAAAAAUCGAAGGAUUACUCUGGCAUAAUCGGGCGAUGGGCAACGGUGCUACAGAGCAUGGACUUUGACAUUCGACAUCGGAAGCACGAGAGACACGGGAAUGCGGACGGACUGACACGACUGCACCGGCUUGAGAAAGUUCCGAAGAGUGAGGAGGUGAUUCCGUGGAACGAACCCGAACAGGAUGUUGGACCUCGGUACGACCAAGUGGAGAUCUUGUUGAAGCAGUAAGUGACACGAGGAUCAAUUUGUCUGAUUCUACCCUCUUCGCAAUUCGGUCUCAUCUCUCCUCCUCUGUCAUCAUGACUACCCCACCUGUCUCUGCAACCCCUUCUUCUCCUACUAAUUCUGCCCCUCUCACUUCCUUAGCUUUCUUUGCCACCCUCCCCGAUAAAUUCUGCUAUUUUUG
Molecule: messenger RNA, 1198 nt
Organism: Chara braunii
Lineage: Eukaryota; Viridiplantae; Streptophyta; Charophyceae; Charales; Characeae
Source: the annotation of a GenBank genome assembly